CAUAGAAAGGAAUAGAAGAAAGAAGACAUAGACAACAACUGACUCAGAAACUUGUUUCAUUUUCCUUGCAACAAUGGCGUCCCUGCAGAAUGCUCCUACACUCCACCAAACCCUCUUUCACAACUCUUUUCCCCAGAAGCAUGGUACUUUUCGUUCAUCUAGAAAAGAAGGCUUUUCGUUCAUUAUCAAAGCUGCCCAAGAACCUUCAGCUUCUUCAACUGGGUUGCUUUCUCAAGAUAGACCAGGAAGGCGCCAAUUGAUUGCGAUCGGAGCUACUGCCCCAUUAGUUUUUCUGAUCAACCAACACUCCUACUCUUUUGCUGCAGAAAAUAAGAAAGGAUUUUUGUCAGUUUUGGACAAGAAAGAUGGGUAUUCAUUUCUCUACCCUUUCGGGUGGCAGGAAGUAGUGAUUGAAGGUCAAGAUAAGGUGUUCAAGGAUGUCAUUGAACCACUGGAAAGUGUCAGCGUAAAUCUGAUCCCAACUAGUAAACAGGAUAUUAGAGAAUUUGGGUCCGCUGAACAGGUUGGGGAAACUCUAAUAGAAAAGGUUUUGGCCUCUCCAACCCAGAAAACAAAGAUAAUUGAGGCAAAAGAGGAAGAUAUUGAUGGAAAAGCAUAUUAUCGAUUUGAGUUCAUUGCUAAGGCUCCAAACUAUACUCGUCAUGCUCUCACCACAGUCUCCAUUGGCAAUGGAAGAUUUUACACGUUAACGACAGGAGCAAAUGAGAGAAGGUGGGGGAAGAUGAAAGACAGACUGCAGACAGUGAUAGAAUCCUUCAAGAUUUUCAAUGUUUGAUGAUAACAUCAUUCAUUAUUAUUAUUAUUAUUAUUAUUAUUUUCAUUAGUAGAGAAAAUAAACUCAUCGUAAGAGAGAAUGUUCAUUUUUUGAGCCUUAAGGUCCAAAGUUUAAUUAAUUAGUCUCUUGUUUCAUUAUAACUUUCGUUCCCCCCAAUUGUUUAUCCUCAUUCCUCAGGCAAGCUGUUUCUUUCAUUUUUAAAG
This is a messenger RNA of Gastrolobium bilobum, 999 nucleotides long. Its product is annotated as psbP-like protein 1, chloroplastic. The coding region runs from base 74 to 796 and encodes 240 amino acids. Gene Ontology annotation, molecular function: calcium ion binding. Gene Ontology annotation, biological process: photosynthesis. Lineage: Eukaryota; Viridiplantae; Streptophyta; Magnoliopsida; Fabales; Fabaceae. The record is from RefSeq and is a predicted model, not a curated record. Gene Ontology annotation, cellular component: photosystem II oxygen evolving complex; extrinsic component of membrane; photosystem II. The transcript has 8 exons.